GCGGCAUUGCUGUGCAUCGUCAUGGUGCUCUUCCUCCUUGUGGUUAUCCCAGUUCUGGUCCACAGUGCGAGAGUUGCCGCUCACUAUGAGAUGCUGGGAACAUGCAGGAUGAUCUGCGACCCUUACAACCCCAAAGCCAGCAGCCCGGCUGUGGAGGUUAUGCGGGAUUUUAGUGCCAUCGCUCCACCACCCUUCAUCCAAGGACCGAAAGGAGAACCUGGGCGAAUAGGAAAGCCCGGACCAAGGGGUCCUCCAGGAGAGGCCGGUCCCCCGGGUCCAAGGGGGCCACCGGGGGAAAGGGGUGACCUAGUGAAGGCUGGUUUUCCGGGGCUGACUGCUUCAGGAGGGCCGGUCACAGGAGCACUGAGCAGUACCGCGUUCAGUAGCCCUAAGAUCGCGUUUUAUGUCGGGUUAAAAAGCCCCCAUGAAGGAUAUGAAGUGCUUAAGUUUGAUGAUGUGGUCACAAAUUUAGGAAACUACUAUGACUCCACCACUGGAAAGUUUACAUGUGCUGUGCCCGGGAUCUACUUCUUCACGUAUCACGUCCUCAUGAGAGGAGGGGAUGGGACCAGCAUGUGGGCUGACCUGUGCAAAAACGGCCAGGUUCGUGCCAGUGCGAUAGCCCAGGACGCCGACCAGAAUUAUGAUUACGCCAGCAACAGUGUGGUUCUUCACCUGGACUCUGGAGAUGAAAUUUAUAUUAAACUAGACGGCGGAAAAGCACACGGCGGCAACAAUAACAAAUACAGCACUUUCUCCGGUUUCAUUCUAUAUCCCGAUUAA
Molecule: messenger RNA, 783 nt
Organism: Carcharodon carcharias (great white shark)
Lineage: Eukaryota; Metazoa; Chordata; Chondrichthyes; Lamniformes; Lamnidae
Gene: c1ql2
Product: complement component 1, q subcomponent-like 2
Exons: 2
Coding region: 22-783 (253 amino acids)
Molecular function (GO): protein binding
Source: RefSeq, a predicted model, not a curated record